Messenger RNA from Lachancea fermentati, 645 nucleotides. Lineage: Eukaryota; Fungi; Ascomycota; Saccharomycetes; Saccharomycetales; Saccharomycetaceae. The record is from the annotation of a GenBank genome assembly.
AUGACAAUGACGCCAAUAAUCAAGGAUCAUGAUUCAGAGGGUGGUGACAUGGACUUAUCAUCUCUGUCAUCCUCCGAAUCCUUCGAUCCACAGCCUUUUCAAGGGUUGGACUCGAAGCCAAAAACUAGUUCCGGACCAAAAAUUGUUCGAAAUGAUACAAUAGCUUCCAAGGACUUACUUUCUGCCAAGAGCAGUGGCACAUUAAGGGAGGAUGACCCGAAUAUUAUAGAAAAGGUAGUAUCCCGUAAUGCCAUCAAUGACAAAACAGAAACUGCUAAAUCACUUGAGGAGAAGGGUCUAAAUCUAAAACGUAAAGCGAUACCAGAUUAUAACAAUCCAGCAAUGAAUGAUCCAGGUGCCCAAUUUCCAGAGGAAUACCAAAUGGAAACAGAUACAGGUUUGGUAAAAGUAAAAACGUUACGUGAGUUGAAUAGAUUAGAUAGUCGACACUCGAUAGGCAGCGAUGCCACUCGUAAGAAGUCUGUGAAGUCCGAAACAGAACCCCCACAAGAACAUCAUGACAGUGGCUACGAUUCUGAGAAGCUAAAAAAGGCUAUUGAGAAGAAUAAGAAGGAGAUAGAAAACUACCACAAGCACAAGACUUACGUGGGGUUUAUGAGUUUUUUAGAUAAACUAUUUAAAUAA